AUGGCUGAACGUUGGGUUCGGGUGGACCCUCCGGUUUUAGAGUUUAAAGAUGUGGAAGUGGGCCAAGUUUACCGGAGAGCGGUGAAAGUCACAAACAUCGGAAAAGCCUCGAAGAAGAUCGUCAUCGAGAAGCCCGCGAAAAAGCUCUUCAACUUCAUCCCGUCCAGCCAAGCUAAGUUCGUGCCCUCUGGUUUGUCUGUAAGCGGCCUGCUGGAGUUCACUCCAGACGCUGAGGAGGAGGUCAGAGAGCACAUCCAGGUUCACAUCGACGAUGAGACGCUGCAAAUCCCAGUGCUUGGAUCUCCCAGAGUUUGCUCCCUUAUAACGGACUCCUUGCUCGACUUUGGUUGCGUUGUCGCCAGCAGUCAAGCGAUCAGCAAACUCCACCCUAUAACCAAUGAAGGAUCGGCACCGGGUGCGUUCCAAUUUGAGUACAGCGGUGGAGACUCCUCACUCAGCGUUUCUCCUUCCUAUGGAGUCGUAGCUGCUGGAUCCACCCAGUGGCUAAAAGUGGAACUGCACACAGACCGGCCCAGGCAGAUCCACGACGAAGCGCUGGUGAGGCUCCAGAAUCGCUCAGCUGUAGUUCUCAGGAUCAGGGCACUGGUGUUGGCGCAGCACCUUGAGGUCGUUGACCUGAAGGGGUCUCCACUUACCUGUCUGUUGUUUGGACCAACCUAUUUUGGAACUUCCCGUGAGAAGAAAGUGGUUGUGAGGAACAACGCACCCCAGGCGUGUGACUGGGUCUGCGUGUUGCAGGAGAAUGCUCCUGGGACCGAGAUGGGAACAGACCUCAGGAGGAGCACAGAUGCUUCCCUGGUGGAGGGAACAAAGAAGUGCAGCUCAGCCGACCUCCAGUCUCCAGUUUUGGUCUGCGUGCCUUCACACGGUCGAAUGGGUCCGUACGACAAAACCACCAUGACGGUUCGCUUCAGUCCCGUCUGUAAGAGGAGGACGCAGAAAAACUCAAGCAGCCGGCAGGACUAUUGCCUUUUCCUUCUGUUUGACAUCGUGGACAGCAAACAUGGGUUUACUCACCAGAAUGCUAACAGCAGUGUGGAGGUGGCAGUGACGGGCUCCGGUGUCCCCGUCUCCCUGGUACCCGCUCCCUCUCACAGAUUCGACUUCCUGAGCUGUGCGGUUGGACAAAGCUUGGAUCUCCUUUGCGUACUCCAGAAUCUCUGCCCUCAGCUUCCCGUGAGCUUCCGCUUUGGCAAAGUUGCGCACUUCGCAGCUAAACCUUCCACGGGCACCAUCAGCCCCGGGCAGCGCCAGGAUGUAGUUUUGACCUUCAGCGCACGCCAACAAGGGAGUUUCCACGUCCAUCUGCAGGUAGACGUCCUGGGUCCGGUCGCAUCUCAGAAAAAUGCUACACAGCUUGAGGUGUCCUGCUUCCACACAAUCACUCUGCACUUAUCUGCCAGCUGCCACAACGUGACAUCACCCCCCCUGCCUGGUCUAAAGAGUGCAGCUGGUUUACAGCCUCACCAUCAGUGCAGUGGACGGUCUCAAUGCAGGGGACCGACACCUACUGCCCCGCUCGGUUCUGACGAAACCCAGCUCCGCAAGAAUCACAGAGGCAAACAAGGGAGUCCAAAGGGCAAGGAGUCUCUCGCCUGUCCUGAUGACCGAUGCAGCAUCAGACCGGCAUUCUCGGACCAGCAGUACAGGACGAUCUUUACCGACGUAGCUCGCGAUCGAUACGCGGACGAGGUGUACGCUUUCACCGAGGAAGAGGAAGAGCAGAGACGACGGCAUCGCCAGAUCUACGUGGACUUCGUCAACCAGCUCAGACGAACACGGCUCCAGAGGAGGGACAGACAACAAGAGGAGGCGGAAGACGAUGUGGACAUUGGAAUUGUUCCGUCUCAAGGUCUUGUUCCACCCACGGUCCACAUCAGCGACCUGGAGAUCAGUGAGAACUCCCCGUCUACCAGCCAUAGAAGCAAGAAUCAAGUGAGAGCAAAGGUGUUUUGUGUUACUGAAUAUGAUCUUUCUCAGGUUGUCGACGUAGUGAAAGCAGUUCCCUCCACCAGCCAGGAGGUGGCAGACUGUCACAGGACUCUGACCGCUUUGGAGCUCUACCAAGUCAUCAUAAGUCCCUCGUUCGUGGACUUUGGCAGCGUGUGCGUGGAGUCGGUGUGCGUUCAAACGCUGCAGCUCAUUAACCGUCUGCCGGCGUGCGUCUGGGUGCAGCUGGAGGUGGACUGCCCCGAGCUGCAGAGUUCCUCACCGCUCUCAUAUGUUCUGCCUCCUCGCACUCACACCAGCUUCCCCCUGACGUUUGAGAGCACCCGGCUGGGUCCCUUCAGCAGCUCCUUGUCCUACAGUGUGAACCAGCAGCAUCCUGGUCAGGUACUGGUCCGGGCACAGGUCACUCCCAUGGCUCUGGAGAUGUCCACAGAGCUGCUGGUGUUCCGGCCCACUCCCAACAUGCUGGCUGCGUCAGGAUACCGGAGCUCAGUGAGCCUUCGAAACCACUGCAACUGUGCAGUGGACUUCACCUGGCAACCAGCUGCCACCGAGAGGGAGUUCCCCUUCUCUGUUCGACCAGCCUCAGGGACAGUGGAGCCGUUCAAGGAGCUGGACUGUGAGGUGGUGUGGUUUCCCUCCUUCUCCUCCCCUUCAGAGGGAGACUUUGACCUCUGUGUCCUCGAAGGCAACACUCAGCGCUUGCACUGCGUUGCUAAGGUUGGAACCACUACCAUCCAGCUAACGGAGAAACGAAUCACGUUUGAAUCUGUGCCUCUCAACAUAACUUCCACCAGGACAGCUGUUUUACGUAACAGUGGACAGAAUCAUGCCUAUUAUCAGGUUCUAGAAGUGUCCCCUGUGCCAGGCAUGGUGCUGAGUCCAUGUGAAGGCGUGGUACCAUGCAAGGGGAUGGCACCCAUUAACAUCCACUUCAGCCCAGACCGUGUCCUCCGAUUUGAUGCCAAGAUCAAGAUUGCUCUGAGGAACAUGAAAUCCAUCGAGCUCAGAGUGGCUGGAUCUGUGGAGCCUCCUAAUGUAGACAUCAGUGUGUCUCUUUUUCAGUUCAAUGGAGUCCAUACCGGUUCUCAUCAAAGUAUUCCAUUCACUCUAACAAAUCGCUCGUCGGCUGCGGCCCGAGUCACUUUCGAUCUGUCAGAGUACGAAGACUUCUCCUUGCAGUUUUCUCAGCCCUGCACAACGAAAAGAGAACCAGGUCUGAGUGUUGUAGAGCUCCACGGUGGUCAGACAGAAGAAUGCUUCCUUGUCUUUUCCCCGACACAGGUGGCCAGCCAUAACUUUUACCUGCCUCUGAUGAUCAAUGGAGCGAAAUGGCCCGCUGAUUCUUUAUCGUCUUGCCCCUUCCUAUCGUCCUCAUCCACGUCUCCAUCACUGAAAGCUAACAGCAGGAAACACAUCAAAGCUUAUCCUCACUCUGUCGCUGAGGCAACACAGCAGCCACCGUGGAUCCUAGCCACAGCCCUGUAUGCCCCUCUAGAAAUGUCCCCCUCAAGCUUACAGUUUAAUGUGGAGCCUCAGUUUGACACUUUCUCCAAGAAUGUGGAGCUGAAAGCAGUGGGUGAAGAGAGUGUUUGCUGGCGCGCUAUCACACGAGAGUGUGUGCACUGGUGGUUUGACUGCAGUGGGAUGUUAGCGCUGGCUCAGGGCACUGAAGACCAGAAGUUGUGUGCACUGUCUCCGUCAUCUGGCAGUCUCAGGCCAGGUCAGACUGUGUGUUUGGAGAUUACCAUCAUCCCUGAUGUGGUCAGAAUGGGAGAAAAAGUGACCCAAAUCUCCAUCCCACUGUUUUUGGGAGUAAAAGGAGAGGAAAUAACCGAAGGACACCAUCCGUAUAGACAGCUGUCAAUCACCAUUACCGUUGAGUUUCCGAGUAUCACCUUCCGCCCCCAUCAAAUCCUUCUUACCCCAGUACCGCUGGCAAAAAGCAUAGAAACCACUCUCACUCUACUGGCUGAGGGGUAUCAAAGUGGGACAACGAUAUCAGCUGAAGUCGAUGAGGUGGAAAUGGAGGAUGGGACGAAGAUCCAGCCUGUCGCCAUCGUCUUUCCUGAAGGAAACACGAUUCAGGCCCAGAACCACAACCAGGGAAGCAGAGUUACCUCUCUGCUCUGCAGCGUGUCCUUCUGCUCCGCCGUCUCGUUGUCGCUGUGCACAUCCAUAACCUUCACCGAUCACAUGCACAACAGAUUCCCGAUCAAGUUGUGCGCUGCUGCUGAUAACUGUUUGUUGACGGUCUGGCCCUACAUGGCACUGCGCCCAGCUGAUCAACAAAUAGUUGUAAAGAAAGGGUCCACAGUGGAGGUGGCUCUUCAGUACUGUCCCACGCCACAUCCGACUGCAUCUGACCCGACUGCUUCAUCGUCAUCAGCAGCAUUUGAUCACAACAGCUCAACAUACAUGAACUCAGAUUCCUGCUCAUACAGUGUGAGUGAACACUCCAGCGAGGAUACGUAUAUCUCGCCUAACAGAGACACCCCAGCCAGUCUUGACAUCCCAGAAUUCCCUUCUGCCAGCACAGAGGUGGGACAAUAUUACCAGAGUGUGUUGUUAGCUGUGGAGAGGUGGUUUAGCUUCUUUGGAUGGCCAAGUGGCCCACACCCCAUUUCUAUACCACACACACUCAGAAGAGUUGUGUCAAAAAGUCAAACAAACUACAGCAAAGGUCCAACGUAUAUUGUCGCUUUGAACAAAGAUACAAGGCCUGUGGUGGAAAUGCUUCAUUAUUUGACGGGCAUCCAGAUACCUGGUAUCGGUCUCUGUCAGAUGUUUUCCAGUGAUGUAGACCAGCGCACCAACCAGCUGCUGCACCAGCACAAAGCUAUGCUCACUUUUCUCAGGAUUCAGGGAGCCUGUCUGUGUCACAUCAGACCAGAGUACUUACUAGAUGUCCUGGAGUUCAAACACUGGUGCUCCAUACAGUCGAGCGAUACAGAGAGUGGUCUCGACUUUAACAGCUUUGACUACGAGUCUCUGAGCAAACGGUCCUGGACUGACGUGCUUUUACAGCUAUACAAGGUUGUUGUAUUAUGUCGGGUGUCAGGGGGAGCUCUGAACACACCUUCGAGCAGCGCAGACACAGUUGGAAUCUCGCUUGAUGGGUCACAGUGCCUGGUUAGUAAUGUCUACUCGCCCUCUGAGCUCCGGUUACUGUCAUGGCUCAACAUGCACUACGAGAAGAUGAGGAAAACUGUAUGGGGCACAGAUGGAGUCCCAUCAGCACGCUGGAUAGUGAACUUUGACCUGGACUUCACAGAUGGACUGGUGCUCGCUGUUCUGCUUGCUGCCUACUGCCCGUAUCUGAUAAAAAGCCACUUCCAGAGGAUUUACACCACAGUUAGCAGUCGGGAACACAUCAUUCACAACAAUAUCAUCGUGGCUCAGGCUUUGACUACACUCGGAGUCAACAUGGACAUACAGCUUCCAGAUCUGUCUGAUUCCAACCCGGUGCAGAUGUUAGUUCUGUGUGUUCACCUGUAUGAGAUGCUGCCUCACUACCUGCCCUCACAAACCAUUACUCUGUCAGGAGGCCUCCACAGUACUGUCAGCAAGCAGGUGCAUCUGAAAAACCCAUCGUCAAAGCCUGUCAAAUAUCAGGCUUCCAUUUUAGGGGAGGAUGCUCAUUUCUUCUCCUUUCCUAACGGAUCUAUUGUCAACAUUCCACCAAAGUCUAACACUGUACUGACUGUACGCGUCAGCUGCUUCUUUCUGCAGACUAUGAAAGCAGUUCUCCUGCUCAGCUCCACUUCGGGCCUUCACUGUGCCACGCUCACUUUCAAUUUAAAGACACACAUCAGCCACAUCACACAGACAAACAUUGUGCAGCACGGUUCUCCAUGUUACCAACUGGGAGUGAUUAAAGUGCCAGUAAUGAACAAAUUCUCCAAAGAUGCUAAUUUCAGUGUGGUGCUGGUGGAGUCUAACUUCAACCCCCUGGAGCCUGAAACGACAGGAAAGACUUUGACUCAACAAGAACCGUCUAAUGACAACAUGAAGGGGACCUCAAAUAUUGUUGAUGGCUGGGAGAUAGAAGAUGGUGAGGGCUAUGAAUUCCUGAGUACAACAAGGAGUGUUAGUCUACAGUCAGGCCAAGAAGACACCCUAAGACUCCUCUACCUGCCCUUCUUCCCAGGGACCAAAUACUGCACGGUGCUGCUGACCUGCCCUCAGGUAGGAGAUAUGGUGUGCGUGGUGAGGGCUACAGCAGAAUUACCACUUCCUUCUCCGCUCUUUACAAAGCCAAGUUGUGACUCAAAUUUUAUUGCCAAGAAUUCUGACGCAGGUGUGUCUGUGCUGAGGCUUCACUGUAAGGUCGGAGCAAUGCUUCAGGGGGUGCUUCAGGUGCCCCGGGUCAAUAUGCCAUGGGAGAAGGCUCUGGUUGUCUGGGCUCAGCACUGCAUGAGCGCAGGCGAACGCAAGAGGCGGCUUCUGACCCACACUUUGGACAGCAGCACUGUGAGGGAGUCCAUAGCCACACAGAAGUUUACCAGACAGCAGCUCUUGAGAAAUGAUGACCAAAGUAAUGGGAUCGAAUAUGAAGUGGAGGUUUCGUUGCCACAGUACUUCACACUACCCAGAACUGUUACAGUUCCCGUGAAAAAGGACUCAAACUUGCUACAGGAGAAUCCUGCAGAUGGUGGCUGUGUGAAUAUCCCACUGAGGUUCCAGGUGCACUCUGUGGGGCAGUUUACAUCUAAAGUGGUCCUGAGAUCCUUUUGUGACACCAGAGUGUUCAUGCUGGAAGCUCUGGUCACUUUGCAGGACAAGCUGUCUUCACACAAUGACCGUGACGGCACAGCGCACGUGUUGACCCCAGGAGGAAAAGGAGAGCAGCCCCUGCUGGUGGAACAUGUGGCAUUAUGUUGCCCUGUUGGGACAACCACUCAUACUCAGCUGGAUGUUCCAAACAACAGCNUUGCUACACGUACUGUAUAGGCGGAGACAAAUCUAUCUGUUGUGAGUGGUGCCCCAACCCUGAAAAUUAAACCUGGACAAAGCUGUCUGUACACUUUGGCUGUGACGCCAUGGAAACGAGGAAAACAGACAGGCUCUGUGUCAUUUGUAGAAACUGAUGAUAUGCACAAGGCGAAUAAGGACAAAGGAAAUGGAUUUAGACACUAUGCCACUUUCUACCUUGAGUUAAUUUGUGAGCCAGCAGCUCCUGUCAAGGUCAUCACUGCACAGUGUGUUACCAAGAGCUCUGUUACCAUGGAAAUACCUGUCAGUAACCCCGGCGAAGAGCUUCUGAUGCUAGAUGUGUUCCUGGAAGGAGACGACCUAACGGGGGCUGACUUGGUUUCAGUUCCCCCACGGGGGACUGUCAACUACAAUAUUACGUUCUCUCCCGUUAGUCUGGGGAAGAUCACAGGCAGUGCGGUGUUCCAGUCCCAACAAGUGGGGGAGUUCUGGUAUCAACUGGAGCUUUAUGCCCUCCCAACUCCGGUCAUCAAGUUACCGCAGGCUCGUUGUCAGCUGGGCAAAUGGAUCCAACUAAACAUCCCCCUUGUUAAUCCCACAUCUGAGGUUCUGGAGCUAAUCGUAACUAACACAAACCCCCGAAACUACACACUGGAGAUGGAUUCAGCAGACACUCUCACGGUGGAGCCACGGUCUUGCACCCACCUCGGUGUUCGCUUCAGUCCUUCUGCUGUUGGACCAGAGAACCACGAGGGAAAGAUCACUUUUAUCUGCUCUCGGAUGCAGGAAUGGUGUGUUUUGUUGAGUGGGUGUGGCCUAAAGCCCGUGUUUGAGAAGCCUUUAUGUGUGUCCUCUGUAAUGGGUUCCAGUUCCACCAUUGUUGUUUCAUUCACAAACCCCAUCAAACUCCCAGCAACACUCACUGUCACCGUAACAGAUGAAGACCCUAAUAAAAUCUCUAUCUACCAUACGGUCACUGAUAGGAAGACCUUCUCUUGCCCUCUGAGCCACGCUGAAGCAGUACAUGUAAGUGAAAUGGCCACGGUUGACGUGCCCGUAGUGUUCGCACCAACUUCUGUGGGUUUACAGGAGGUGUGGCUCUACAUCACCAUGAAACCCAUCAGCCCCAAGAGCAACACCAGUAAAUCCAGCACAGACCGCACCAGAUCAGAGGAAGAGUGUUGGAGCAGCUGUUGGAUUUAUCCCCUUUAUGCGAUUUCCACGGAGGUUCCUGCUGAGAACUGUCCGCUCGGCGUGGUUCAGUGUGAAGUGGGUCGCCAGCUGGUGAAGACAGUGGAAGUCCAGCUCAGCGGUUACGUUCCCCAGAGCCAAGACCAGAAAGGCCACAAGGUUUCGAUAGAAGACUUUUGGUGCCAGACGCGUUCAGACAGCGAAGCAGAGCUCUCUGAGCUGAGACGCUGUCUGUCCAUAACUACUGAAGCGGUGAAGAGAAACCCUAAGAAUGGCGUCAUUAUCCUCACCCUUCGUCUGGUCUACACGCCCCUCAGGACCUGCAGGUGCUUGAGUGUCCUUGGGGUUCAGUCAGUAUCUGGCAGGAAAUGGGAGUUUCCCAUCAUUCUCAUGGCAACAAAGCGUCAGGUCUAUGAGGAAUCGGCUGUGGGUGUUCAUCCGACCAGCACCGCCAGGUGGGUUUAUGUGUGA
Molecule: messenger RNA, 8568 nt
Organism: Nematolebias whitei (Rio pearlfish)
Lineage: Eukaryota; Metazoa; Chordata; Actinopteri; Cyprinodontiformes; Rivulidae
Product: cilia- and flagella-associated protein 47-like
Exons: 63
Molecular function (GO): protein binding
Source: RefSeq, a predicted model, not a curated record